CCAGGAAUCAGAGGCAGUGAACCACAUUAACACCUCUGUCUCUAAGUCGCUGUCAGCUGAAGGUGUCUCCACAUGAAGGAUCAACGCUGUUGUUCUAAAGCUGCUGAACUGAUCUCAUUGAUGUUUUAGAUUAUCACUCCUCUGCCUCCUCUGUGCCACUGAUACAGGAUUAAGAUAGACUAGAAGAAGAACAGGUGCUAGCUCCGAGGCUGAGCUCGCCGUUACACUUCACAUGCUGAGUGUGUUUGUGUGCCAGUGGAGAGUCGACUGGAAGCAUGAUGAUGGUGAGCGACGACUGUCUGGUGGAGUGUAACAUCGACGACAGCGACGAGGACGAUGGAGAGCAGGUCAACACUCCUCCUCCUCCUCCAGAGUUCGCAUCCAAAGCUUCCACUCCGGCUCCCAAAGCUCCGACGCCUCCGGUCGCUCCUCCAACGCCUGAAUCCACCUCACCUGUCAGCAGGGACCCCAACAACAUCAACCAGCACCUGAAGGUGGAGGUCAGCGACGUUCUGGCAGAACCCGCCACGCCUCACAGCAUUGACCAGGUGUGGAUUUACAGCCUCACCGGCUUUGAGAGGACUCGUAUCUGGACGUACCGCUGCCUCUCUUUGCUGUUUGCCGUUCCCUUCGCGUUCCUGUGUGGACUUUUCAUCGCCGUUCUCGCCUGUAUACACGUCUGGGUUCUGGUUCCCUGCCUCCAGCUGAGCUACACCUUCCUUCCCUGCCUUCGCUCGUUGUGUUUGUGUGCCGUGAACGUCUUCGUCUCUCCCUUCUGUUCGUCUCUCGCUCUCUGCUGCAGCCAAAUCGCCGUUUCUCUGUCCAACAAGGACUGGAGUCCAGCCAAAGACAAAGACGCCGUAUGAAUGACAGAUUAAUCUGAGUGAAUGAAAAGACAGAAACAGAGGAUUUUGUGGAAAAUUGCAUGUCUUUUUUUAGUUUUUCUUUUUUUACAUGGCAUAGUUCUGCAACCUGCUCAUGUUUUCCUAUUUGAUAUGAUUUCUACAUGUAAAGCCAGUUCAUAUUUUUUAUUUCUACUAUUAUUGUCUAUAAUAAUAUAAAUGUAAUGACAUUGUGAUAUUUGUAAUGAUAAUAAUUAUUAUAUUAUUAUGCUGUUAAUUUUAGACGUAUUUGUAAGAAAACUGUACUCAGCUGUAUCAAUAAAACACAUUUUAGACA
This is a messenger RNA of Amphiprion ocellaris (clown anemonefish), 1179 nucleotides long. It is a transcript of the gene cav4b, whose product is annotated as caveolin 4b. The record is from RefSeq and is a predicted model, not a curated record. Gene Ontology annotation, molecular function: molecular adaptor activity. Bases 276 to 866 code for a protein of 196 amino acids. The transcript has 4 exons. Gene Ontology annotation, biological process: caveola assembly. NCBI's taxonomy places the organism in Eukaryota, Metazoa, Chordata, Actinopteri, Pomacentridae. Gene Ontology annotation, cellular component: caveola.